AUGUUUUCUGAAGUUCAACCGGCGCACACACAACACCUAGCCGGUCUUCGCAGCUCCGACUUAAGAGAAAUGUUCCGUCUUCGCGAUCUAGCGGAAUAUGUAUUGAAAACAAAGCAUAGAUGGGCCCUUCACACUAUGAGAAGAUGGACUAAAAGAACACUAAAGUGGAUCCCAAGAGAUGCUAAACGCCCUCGAGGGAGACCUCCAACGAGAUGGGGUGACGUGUUAGCUACACGGAUGGACCAGCUGAGAGCUCAGCUGCAUACGGCUCAAGGACCUCGUCAACGUCACUCGCGAUAUUUGAGAACAUCUUGGAUGACAAUGGCGAGGAAACGAAACGAGUGGAAGAAAUGCUGGGGCCCGCACGUUCAGUGA
Molecule: messenger RNA, 375 nt
Organism: Necator americanus (New World hookworm)
Lineage: Eukaryota; Metazoa; Nematoda; Chromadorea; Rhabditida; Ancylostomatidae
Exons: 1
Coding region: 1-375 (124 amino acids)
Source: RefSeq, a predicted model, not a curated record